This is a messenger RNA of Cherax quadricarinatus, 2568 nucleotides long. The record is from RefSeq and is a predicted model, not a curated record. NCBI's taxonomy places the organism in Eukaryota, Metazoa, Arthropoda, Malacostraca, Decapoda, Parastacidae.
AUUACGCUUGUGAACAUUCAGUGAUACAAGAGCUCAUGUCAGUGGCAGAAAUCAGCAGGUAGUGUUUCAGUAAUGUGGGUUGUAAUGCCUACUGUAGCCUCUGAUAUACUACAUGCUCAGUUUUAAAGCUCGUCAACAUGCAAAUUCUCUACAGCCUGUGGACGAUUCCCACUGUCAGAUAUUUGUAGAAGAUAAUCACCCUCAGCAGUAGUGACUAUUUGAAUUAAUUCACAAAUAAAAACUGCAUCUGCACAUUACAAUAUUACUCCUAAUUUUAAGGAGGUUCCAAGAGAUGCAGAAUGCUGCAGAACAUUAGUUUGUUCUAUAUUGUUUUGGAAAAUAACCUGAUAUGGAAAAUGUAAAUUAUAGAAUAUAAAUUUUAUAAUAUAAAUUAUGAAAUAUGAAUGAUGGUAUGCCUAAUAUUAAGUAAACUAUAUACAUUUCUUGACAUUGAUUUGUGAACUUUAAAUAAAAUACUGACUAAUUAUAUGCUUUUCAGCAGUUGCAUUAACUUUGAUUACAACAUUCUUAACUUUUUUUUUCCUUCCUUCUAAAUUUACCUUCGUGAUCAUCUAUCGUAGAUACUGAAGGAACUAAAUUGUGGUGUCCCAUCUUCAGUAUUUAAUAAAACUACUAUUAAUUUACAGGUGUUGUAACACCACUACUUCUUUUAACCUGUUCCAUUAUUCUGUUACUUUUUUUAAGGAAUGCUCUUUCUAGUAUCCUCUUGACUCUUUCUUUUCCUCAGAUUAUAGCUGUGAUUAUUUUUGUUCUUUCAUAUGGUGGUGGUAAAAAAUUUUCCUUAUAGUUCCUCCUAUUUUUUUUUGUUUGCUAUUUUAAUAUAGUAUGUCCAGUGCAUUCAACCUUUAUUUUUGCCACUUUAUACUGAACUUCUGAACUUUUUAUUUUCUUGCUUGUUCAGUUCAGUUUAUUUAGGCUUGAACACCAAACCUCCAAUACUAAAAUAAAUUUGGUCUAACAUAUAUUCAGGGGCUUCCCACUCUGCUACUUUUUUUACCAUCAUCAUAAUGUAUGUCAUUUUCUAUAUAUCUGCCAGUGUAAUCUCUUAAUGUUGCCUCAAAGCAUUGCUAGAGAAGAUCCCUUAGUUUUUUUUAACGUCCUUUUAUGACCCAUGAUACUAUCUUGUCUGGUUCUGUUGUGUUUUUCUGCCAACAUCUGUUUGUAGAUUCCUAACCUGGUUUUCAGAGGUUUCAUUACCGUCUAUUGUUUAGGGAUUAUAUCUGCACCAUCGAAGUUGUCAUCAUAUGUAAAGGAUUGGGAACUUUGUUUUGUCUCUCAUUUUUCCUCUGGGCUUUUUUUUUUUUUCAUACUCAUUUCUUUAUAUUUGUCUUUUACACUUAAGUUUUAUUAACAAGCAAAAUUUUGUUCCAUCUUCUAUCUUUUUUUAUGCACAGUUUGCAUCCUUUUAUGCACCAUUUAAUGGAUCUUACGGGUAAAAUUAGCACAUGGAUAAAUACAUACUAUAUUAAUGUGAAAGUUCUCACUCAAGAAACUUUGUCAUGAAAUCAAGUUUAAAAGUCACAUGAAUAUUUAUGAAAGUCUGGAGCCAUAUCUAUGUUUAAAGUGUUCAGAAGUCUUUGCAGUAAAAUCAGAUCUAGAAAACACUUAGGCAUUUAUAAUGGAGAAAAAUAUUAUCAUUGCUCAGGGUAUUUAAAGUCCUUUUUGAAGAAGUCAGAUCUAACCACCAACAUGAGAGUUCAAAAAGGAGAUGAACCAUUUAAAUGUUCAGUGUGUCAAAAGGCUUUUAAAGAAAAAUCAUAUGUAGCUAUCCAUAUGAGAGUUCAUACAGGAGAGAAACCUUACCAGUGUUCAGUGUGUUUAAAAGUCUUUUCACAAAAAUCACACCUAACCACUCACAUGAGUAUUCAUACGAAAGAAAAACCACAUCAGUGUUCGGAGUGUCAAAAAUUUUUUUCAACAAAGUCAUAUCUAACAAAACAUUUUAUAACUCAUGUAGGAGAGAAGCCAUAUCACUGUUCAAUUUGCCAAAAAGCUUUUAAAAGAAAGUCAAAUCUAGGAAAACACUUAAAAGUUCAUACAGGAGAGAAGUCUCAUCAGUGUUCAGUGUGUGUAAAGGCCUUCUCAAAUACAACAGAUCUUGCUAUUCACAUGAGAGUUCAUACAGGAGAGAAACCAUAUCAGUGUUUAUGGUGUCUAAAGGCCUUUUCAAAAAAAUCAAAUCUAACUAUCCACAUGCGAGCUCAUACGGGAGAGAAACCAUAUCAGUGUGGUGAUUGUCAAAAAGCUUUUGUAGUAAAGUCAGAUCUAACAAACCACAUUAGAAGUCAUACAGGAGAGAAACCAUAUCAGUGUUCAUUUUGUAAAAAAUCCUUUCGUUAAAGUCAGUUUUAGGAAAACACCUGAGAAUUCAUACAGGAGAAAAACCUUAUCAGUGUUCAGAGUGCUUAAAAGCCUUUUCACAAAAAUCGGCUCUAACCACCCACAUGAGAGUUCAUACAGGAGAGAAACCAUAUCAGUGUUCAGAGUGUCAUACAGCCUUUGCAUUUAAGCCAUAUAUAAUUAAACACCUAAAAGCUCAUAAACAGG